AUGCCUACUCGAAAGGAUCCCUUGUCAGCUGUGCCGGCGACUCCGACACGGCAGAGCUCAGAUCCUCCAGCCGUGAUACCGUCGCCCGAGAGGAAAGGGUCAUUGUCAAGCAAUAGCACGUCUAAUUCUGCACCGCCGACCCCGACCAUCAAACAGCAGUCUCAUAUAUGUCAGUCGUGUGGACGAGGGUUCUCCAGGGCAGAGCAUCUUGACCGGCAUCUAGCUACUCAUUUGCCACCGUCCGAGGCAAAGACAUAUAUAUGUACCCUGUGUACAAAGGGAUUUACCCGGAAAGAUGUCUUGAGUCGACAUAUCAAAGCUGUUCACCAGACAAAGAAGAUUGAAGUUAAGAAAUCGAGACGAAGGAGUUGUAUAAGAUGUGCUGGGUUUAAGAUCAAAUGUUCAAGUGGUGCUUCGAAAGGCCGGACGGUUGUGGCGCCGUGUGAUGCAUGUGCAAGGAGGGGCCAUGAGUGUGUCUUCGAUGCGGAUUCGGAUUUAAUCGUCAUUCGUAGGGAGUCUCUCAAUGAUCCUACCGAGGCGGAUAUCAACGACGAAGACGACGAUGAUGUAGAUGAUGAUGAUGACGACAUGAACGCCAUGGACUUGAUGGAGACAAUGGAGACCAGCGACUCGAUGGAUUCUGCGCCCCAGCCGCUCAAACUUGGAGAACUUGAAACGAGAGAACCCUCACUCAAACGGCGAAGGACUAUAGACGAAGGCCAGCCUUCUGCUUUCCAAAUAGACCAUCGAAGCAUGAAGUCGAUAGAUUCUGGUAUUGGGACUUCUAGUGGUAGGUCUUCUUCUUUGGGGUCGACUGCCACUAUUUUCUCGAAACAAGAGUCCAUGAAUGCAGGGUCGACGUAUCCUCAUUAUAAUCCGAAUCUUCCCGGAUUCGGUGGGGCGCCCCCGCCAGUAAAUUAUGGCCAUUACUUUGGUUCUGGCCGCGGGAGCAGUAGCAGCACUUCUCUCUCAUCGUCGCCAUCAUUCACUUCUUUCCCUCAUGCCCAACUACCUAGAGGCUAUGUUGAAAGGGAUUCACGUAAGAGCUCCGGCUGGCCAGGUUUGUCGCAAGAUGAGUACAUGGCAGCUGAUGCUCUUAAUGGAAUGGUCCCAGGCGGUCGGCCCUACGAUUCAUUCAGCUACUUCGACUCCAUGAAGAAGAGUCUUGGAAGUGGUUCAUCAAGUCGAUACGGUUCUCGAGAACCUGCUAUGCUUAGUAGUCUACAGUUAUUCCAGAAACUAGAUGACCCGGCUGAGAACUGGUUCUUCGACCCCAGCAUAUUUGAAUUCGACUUUUUGAGAGAAGACUUUUCCUUACACUCAAUCCCAGAGGAAUUACCGUUUGGCAGGCCUGAAAAGGCGCCACAUGCUUACCUCAACCCUUCAGUCUUAACGCUCUCUAAAAGUCCCUCCCUCAACACCUCGUUUCCUUCUUCAAGCUGGGGGGCAUCAUCAAACCAGCAUUCUCCACAGGAUCAGAGCCCCAGUGGUAUAGAAGGGCCACGUUUUCAACAAGAAAUCAGACUCCCCCAUGUUGGCUCCGCACCUCCAUAUCUUGCUGAGGAUUCGUUGCCAUGGGAUUGGCAGUCUUCGAGUCACCGGGAACCUAGAAUUAUAUUGCCACCCCUCCGAGAACUACUACAGGCUCCACAGCAGGGAUUCCACAGGCAAGCCGGACUCCAACGCAGUCAUGAAAUACCUAGUGGCAGAGACCGACAGUCACCUAAGGAGACUAUUAUUUCAGAACAAGUCAGAAAGGAUAUGCUCACGAUAUUGAAAGCGCCUUAUGAGAGGUUGCCGCAUAAUAAUGUGGAUCUUAGGGAUGAGAAAUUCCCCUCCAAUGAGGUGUUAAAUGAGUUCGUCCAGCUCUACCUCAGGCACUUCCAUGCUGUAUUACCGAUGCUUCACAUUCCUACCUUCACGACUGAUUCAUGUCCAAAUUUUCUUUUGAUCACAAUUGCCACCAUCGGCGCUAGAUACCAUACGUCCGAACAUGCUAUUGAGUUCGCGGACAAUCUCAACGCCCUUUGCUAUAAGGCUCUGAACUGGUUGGGAGAGUACAAUGAGGAUUAUAAGCAGUCGGCUUCUUACCUCAUGGCAUUCUGUCUCCAGAGUGUAUACGCUCUAGGAGCUGGGAACAAGCGACUGUUCGAGAUGGCCGAUGCAACCCGAUCGUAUAUGAUUAAUGCAUGCCGUAACCUGGGACUCUUUACUACACCCGGUGGAAGAUCACCUCGCCCUCGUCCCAAGCCGACGACUGAAGACCCUUUCCUCCCGUCAACAGACCUAAGCGACCUGGAAAAGAUCCAACAACACUGGCUGGACUGGAGAGAGGAAGAAUUCAAGAAGCGACUCGCUUGGUGUAUCUUUGAAUGCGACUGUGCGAUUAGUGUUCUCACGAAUAGGAGAGGGAAUAUUGCCUUGACAGACCUUUGCUUGCCUCUGCCCUGUGAAGAAGUUUUGUGGGAAGCACCUGAUAGCCAGGCAUGGGCAGCACUCUAUCCAAGGCACAAAUCAAUCCCUCCACGUGGGAUGCCAUUUUACUUUGUUUUGCGAGACAUCUUAAACGGCCAUCAAGACCAGCUCAGCCUGUCAGCUUGGGGGCGAAGACUCUGCGCACAAGGUAUCAGUCGCAUGAUUUGGGAUAUUAGAGAGAUAGAAACCAGUCCCCUUGGACGCAUUGUACAACUACCAGUUCUCUCAGUUGGUUUGAAGCCCGCCAAGGAUGACCUCUUGAAGGCAUCUAUGAUUCUCUUAAACUCUACUCCGAACGAUGAUACCAAAUACGUAGACUCCAGUAUAACCGCAAUUGUCGUUCACUACGCACAUCUCUACGCCACAAGGGACGUUGUUGAUUUGGCCAUCAGUUUAGCCAAACAUUCCGCCACGGGGAAAUUCGUGGAGAGGAUGGAGCGGAUCAACCGAAUAAAGAAUAUAUUCACGUCAGACAUGGUCAAUGCACGAGAACUCGCUUGGCACGCUGGUCAAAUUCUCGCAGCUGGCCGAAGGUACAAUCUUCAUACUAGCUCGGACUGCCUUCGGGUUUUCAUCGCUGGAGUGUAUUUACACGCCUUCGCAAAAUAUUUCCCCACCACCACACAAUACCUUUCCUCAGUUACUGAAGAGCACUCUGCGGCCCCUCCAGACGAUGCCGUCAGGUUGGAUAGCUUGUGUUCCUCAAACAAUGAUUCGAUAAACUACUGGAUUAAACAUGGUGGAAAGGCAAGACUUGAGCGCAUUGGCGACCUGCAUUCGAUCGAAGGGGCCAGGGAAGUGCUCAGGCUUGUCGAGUCACUACUUCAGCGUAUGAAACUUUGGGGCAUUUGCGACAAAUUUCUCAAAGUCGUUCAGGAAAUUUUACACGAAGACUAG
Messenger RNA from Orbilia oligospora ATCC 24927, 3372 nucleotides. RefSeq lists its product as uncharacterized. The coding region runs from base 1 to 3372 and encodes 1123 amino acids. Gene Ontology annotation, biological process: regulation of DNA-templated transcription; DNA-templated transcription. Gene Ontology annotation, molecular function: DNA-binding transcription factor activity, RNA polymerase II-specific; DNA binding; zinc ion binding. NCBI's taxonomy places the organism in Eukaryota, Fungi, Ascomycota, Orbiliomycetes, Orbiliales, Orbiliaceae. The record is from RefSeq and is a predicted model, not a curated record. The transcript has 7 exons.